CCCGGAUAUACUUAAUAAUUUUCUCGCAAUAACUCAUUUAUCCAACUUAAUUUUGUCCAAAGAAAAAAAUGCCCAACAAACUCCCUCCAUCCAGCUGCAUUUUCUGAGAAAAUUGCAUCACAUUAUUUUUCUGAUAACAUAUUUUGUUCUCAUUAAUCUCGACACACCCCCACAUCACCAUCCAAAAACAGAGAGAGAAAAAUACAUAGGAGAGAGAAAGUUAGAAAGAGGGGAGAGAAAGAGAGAGACACCUCCCACUUUCCUCAUAUUAUUCAUCCCCAAAUUUUAAUUAUUUUUUGUUUGAUUUAAUCAGCUUCAAUUUUCAUAUAGGAUCCAAACAACACCCAGCUACUCCACCGUCUUCCUCCCUUUUUCUUUUUAAUUUUAUUUUCAAUAAUUGUUUUCUUUUAUUUUUGUUUGAAAGCUACUCUUCAACAAAACCACCAUUAAAGAUAACCUUUGUUUUUGUUAAUCUGAGCUCCAUUGAUGGAUCUUUCUUAACAACUCAAGCUGUUUACUUUCAAUUUCAGAUUCUGGGUAACGCUGAUUUCUCUCUGUUCUCCCCUAAUUUGGUUGCAUUCCUAAUUUUAAAGCUCAGAUUUUUUGGGCUUUUUGUUAAUAUAUAUAUAUAAAAUAAUUCAGGUUAAGGGAUUUUUCUUUGAUUUCUUCGUUGUUGCAUUUCUGAAUUCAAAACCCUUACUUGGAAUUUGAAGCCUGUAAAAGAAGAGGGAGAUUAAGGUGGGUUAGGGUAGCUUUAAUUCAAAUUUCUAAAAUUCAGAUCUGACCUUUUUAUUAAUCGAUAUUAAUCACUUUUUUGUUGAUUAAUUCCGUUGAAUUUUGGUGAUUUGUUGUUGUAUGUUGUAAUGGGUUUGUGUUGUAGAGAUCUGAUUUGUUCUAGGGUGUAGUAUUGUAAUCUUUGAAAAAUUCUUCAAUUUUUGGGGUUUGUGUUUGUUAGUGUAAUUAUUUUGGAGUUUAUUAUAAUGGGGAUCUAUGAUGUUGGGGGCUCUUUAUGGGAUGUGGAUUUGAAGUGUUUGGAUUGAAUUUUACACUUGAAAUUUUCAUCAUGUUAAAGCAAAUCCUUAGCAAGAUUCCUAGGAAAUCCUUCAAAUCUGAUAAUGGGGACCCUAUGUUGAACACCAAUAUGAAUGGUUCUGGCAAUGGUACUCCCCGGUCACAAAACGGCAAUUCUGCUUCGGGCAAAGCGAAUGCCACAAAGCGCACAUCGUCUGCUGUGUUCCCUACUAGUGUGGUUGCAGGGAUUGAGCCCCUUGUGUCUUUCAAGGAUGUGCAGAAUUCAGAGAAGAUGAACUUGUUCCUGAGUAAGUUGAAUCUUUGUUGUGUAACAUUCGACUUCUAUGAUCCUAGUAAGAACACUUCAGAGAAGGAUAUCAAACGGCAAACACUGAUUGAACUUGUUGAUUUUGUUGCCUCGGGUCCGCCUUCAAAGUUCCCCGAGCCUGCUAUAUUUGCCAUGUGUAGAAUGUGUUCUGUUAAUCUCUUUCGAGUUUUUCCACCAAAUUAUAGGUCUGGUGGAGGUGGUGCUGAGAAUGAUGAUGAUGAGCCUAUGUUUGAUCCUUCUUGGACACACCUGCAGAUUGUGUAUGAUUUGUUGCUUAAGUUUAUUACUUCACCUUCGCUUGAUGCAAAGGUAGCAAAAAAAUACAUAGACCACUCAUUCAUUGUGAAGCUGCUUGAUCUCUUUGAUUCCGAAGAUCCAAGGGAAAGAGAAUGUUUGAAGACUAUCCUUCAUAGGGUGUAUGGUAAAUUCAUGGUUCACAGACCAUAUGUUCGGAAGGCAAUGAGCAAUAUAUUCUACCGGUUUGUGUUUGAGACUGAGAAACAUAAUGGAAUUGCAGAACUGUUGGAAAUCUUUGGGAGUGUUAUUAGUGGGUUUGCCUUGCCUUUGAAAGAGGAGCACAAGAUGUUUUUGUGGAGAGCUUUGAUUCCUCUGCAUAAACCUAAAUCUUUAGGUGUCUAUUUCCAACAACUGUCUUACUGCAUUACACAGUUCAUAGACAAGGAGCCAAAACUAACUAGCACCGUGAUAAAAGGUUUGUUGAAGUACUGGCCAAUUACAAACAGCCAAAAGGAAGUCAUGUUCUUGGGUGAGUUGGAAGAGAUAUUAGAAGCUACCAACAUGCUUGAAUUCCAAAAGGUCAUGAUUCCAUUGUUUUCCCGGAUUGCGUGUUGUAUAAACAGCUAUCACUUUCAGGUGGCUGAAAGGGCACUGUUUCUAUGGAACAAUGAUCAAAUUCUGAACCUGAUUGGACACAACCGUGGAGUGAUCCUUCCUAUAAUAUUCCCAGCGCUGGAGAGGAAUGCUCAAAAUCAUUGGAACCAAGCGGUGCUGAACCUAACUUUGAAUGUGAGGAAAAUAUUCCAGGAAAUGGAUGAGGCGCUGUUUGUUGAGUGUCAGAUGCAGUAUAGGGAGGAUGAGGCAAAGCUAUCCUCAAUUGCAGAGCAACGUAAAGUGAAUUGGGAGCGUUUAGAGAAUGCUGCUGCACGUCUACAGCCGAUAACAGGAAAUAUUGCUGUUUUAGUAACAUCUGCGCCUUCAAUUGCCUGCUAGUAUGUUUUUGGUUCUCUUUCUAGUUGUUUUUGACCCCGUGCUUUUCUUCAAGUUCAAAUGGGGGGGUUUGGUGGGAGAAACCAGAAGGAAUGUAUGAGAGGUGUAAAGGCUAUUUUGGCUGUUGGGCACUUUUUUGAAUGGAUUGCCCUACCUAGUGAAAAUGUGAAAUAGCUCUGCUCUGUUGUUGUAACUUGUUUUUCAUCUUCUUCUUGUCAUGCUUUCUCCUUGAUGUCAUCUUAUGUACCUGAUUGGCACCAGCCAAGUUAGUAGUGAGAAAGGGUUUUUGCCCAUUCCUUACCAAUUGUAAAAA
Molecule: messenger RNA, 2879 nt
Organism: Spinacia oleracea (spinach)
Lineage: Eukaryota; Viridiplantae; Streptophyta; Magnoliopsida; Caryophyllales; Amaranthaceae
Product: serine/threonine protein phosphatase 2A 57 kDa regulatory subunit B' kappa isoform
Exons: 2
Coding region: 1010-2569 (519 amino acids)
Biological process (GO): signal transduction
Cellular component (GO): protein phosphatase type 2A complex
Molecular function (GO): protein phosphatase regulator activity
Source: RefSeq, a predicted model, not a curated record